AUGCUGACUGCAUGCUUAGCUGCAGGCAGCAGAAGAGGCCAGCAAAAGGCCGGAAGCUGUGCCAACUUUGGGGAUAAGGGACAAGAAAUGGGACAUUUGGAGUAUAGGCAGCCGGAUUUCAGGCUAACUCUACAAAAUAGUGAUGAUGAAGAGCACGAGAUGUGCGGCUGUAAAGAGCGGGAUGAGGGAUUUGAGAAAAGGAGAGCAUGA
Protopolystoma xenopodis is the source of this 210-nucleotide messenger RNA. The record is from the annotation of a GenBank genome assembly. Lineage: Eukaryota; Metazoa; Platyhelminthes; Monogenea; Polystomatidea; Polystomatidae.